CUGUACCAGGCUCUGCCACAUUGUUCCCUUCAGGACUAACCCAUCAAUCAGUGGCAGCAAUGCUUCACCCUUCCUACCUCCAUGGCUGAGGCUCCAUGCUGGGGGCAUGGCAGGGAGGUGGGGAGGAAGGGCUGAGAAAUAGCAGAGGGCCCCUUUCCCCACAAAUAGCGCCCGCUGGCUGGGGGCACAAGCUAGGUUGGGGGGUUAGGGUUGUCUAUGCCACUGGAUCUUUGUGCCAUGCCAGAUGCGGGUAAUGGUGUGGCCAGCCCUGUAUGGCAUUACUUCCUGGAGUUCCCUAGUGAUCCAGGCACAAGACUGGGAGUCAGGGCCACAUGACUUUGAACACUGUCUCUGAAGCUGACUCGAACCCGCACACUGGUUACAAUAUCCGCACCCAUGGACCGGCGCUCCUGCGCACCCGCCCGCAAGGCAGCGUCUCCCUCACCCCCCAUGUCUCCUUGUCCUGUCCCCAAAUACGGGGUUAAAAACUCAGUUCCUCCACUGCUGCUUUCACUGGAGGGCAUGCGGCUGCUGUUGCCCUCGCCGCUGUCCUCCAGUCUGGUUGUCUCAACAUCCUCUCCACUGUCCAUUUCCCCACUGUGGGGGUCUUGAAAAAUCCUGUGCCAAGUGUCUCUCUGCCAGGUGGUUUUGGCUAGGUCUUCACUGCCCUCUGCUACUGAUUUCUGGCAGUAGGACUGGGUGGUGGUUUGAAACGUGGGGCAGAUCUGGCCGGGCCUCUCCACCCUCCUUGUCCCAGAAUUGAUAGCGGGAAGGCUCCAUGCCCUCCCCAGGAGACAAGUCAGAGUCAGUCUUCUCUCCCUGCUUUCACCACUCGUCUCUACACCCCUCCAAGAACCCCUCUUAGCCCCCAUACCCCGGACAUACUUUAACCGCUAGACCUCGCUGCCAUUCUUGCAUUGCUAGCAGAACCCAGGAGGCCUGGCUCCCACCUCCACCCCUUGCAUAGCCCCUCUCAUGAGCCAGCCCUCUUCCCCUGCUGCCUUCUCCGGUGCCCAGGUCUCCCUGCUCAUGGAAAAACCACCUGGUGACGCAAGGGGCUGUUUACCUGCAGGGCCCAGCCCUGCUCUGGCUCCUCCUCUCCCUGUAUAAAAUGCCAGGAGCAGGCGGGAGCUCAAGGAGGAGGGAGCCCAGCUAUGGAAGGGAUGGGGCUUGUCGCUCAGCUUCACCGCUCCACCAUCUGCCCCAUGUGCCGGGACCGCUUCAAGGAUCCGGUGCUGCUGGACUGUGACCACAGCUACUGUCGGGCUUGCAUCACGGGCUUCUGGGCCCGAGAUGGUGCGCGGGUCCUGUCCUGCCCCCAGUGCCACAGGGUCUUUGAGAAGAAGAACCUCCGUACCCACGUCAAGCUGGCCGUGGAGGUCAAGAUCGCCCAGAACCUCAGCGCCAAGACAGCCCAGGACCCUCUGACCCCCAAGUGCCGGCGAGGGCGCAGGGGCUGCCUCCCCGUGUCUGUCAUUCCAGAGAGGAAGGACAUUGGGAAGAUCUGCAGCUGCUGACAUGUCUCUGUAUCUCUACACUGCUUGACCCCGCCUGAUCCUCUUGGACCAUCUUGGAAGCAUCCAUCUGGACCUCUGAGCAGCCCUUGCUCCAGGACAGGCCCGAGGGACCCUGGUGUGCUGAGAUGCUGGGUUGUUGCCUCUGACUGUGAGGUGCAGAGGGCUGACCUGGGGGACGACUAGGCCCUGAAGCUGCCAAGCAGUUGCCCAUAGUAAGGGUGAGCUGAGAAGCCUGGAGCAGAGCUGUGGGCACUACUAGGUGCUGCUGUGUCCCCAGGUCCAUGCUGCUGAUACAGGUCAUCUUGGACUGUGAUGAGGGACACAUGGCUUCCUAGGAUUCAGACACCAUGGAGCUACUGAUUGCUUUUCAUGAGGAUGCUGUGCCCCUUCUGGUGUGCCUUGGGCCCACAGGAGCAUUCAGCUUGCUGUUCUCGCCAUGAUGCGCGGUAGAAGAGGAUGUCUGGCCCACAAAACAUGUAGGCACCUCACCCCUCUUGAGGGGGUCAGGGUGGGUCAUGACAGCUGUCUUCCACCUGCCACAUGCAGAGGAGCUGGGGCAGAAGCACAUACAGCAACCUGUGCUGAGCAUCAGCUCGGUACUUUCAGGGGUUAUGUUUAGAGAGCAGCAGGCACUUGGGAUUCCUGGGACUUGUCGGUUCUCAGCCUGCCAACUCGGAGAUCGACCCUGCUAAGAGCCAGAUUUCCCCUUAAUGCAGGGCAUCGGGUACAUAUGGGACUUCAGGGGCCAUCGGUUGAAGGUAGCUUCCCUAGGAGGGGAAAAGCCUGAGGUUCAAGUCUCCACCCUUCUGAGCCAGCGUGUGCCCCUGACCUGGGGCAGGAUCAGAGCCAAGACUCCCCAGGGAGAAGGGCUCUAUAUCCCAACUCCUCCUGCCUGCAGCAUUUCAGUUCACUCUACUUGCCCUCUUCCCACAAGGGCACUUAUGCCACUUCCCCAACAUAGCCCUGACUCCACCAGGAUUGCCUUGUAUUUAUGUUUGAUGCGCUCUGCCUAUUUUUAAUGUGCAUUUAUCUCAGCCCUUUACCCUACUGCAAGUUGGAAAAUAAAUUCACAAGGGAGAUGGGGACCAUUCAUUCUGUGACAGAGGUGGGCAAGACCUGGCUCAGAAACCAGCACUGCUUCACUCAGGCCUUGCUACCUGUGUCUUGCUUUUUUAUGCGAGUUGGGGGAAUUUCCAGCAAAGUCAGACGUGCAUUUGGGGCCAAGGUGAGUCCAUCUCCUGGGAACAACUCUCAUCUCAUCCUAGUGAAGCACUGACAAGGAGGAGUUAUGUUUUGAAGACCAGCUGAGGCAUAAAGGAAAUGACUGGCAAAAGGCAUUAACAGACCUGGGAGUAGUACCCAUGAGUCCUAAGUGCCAGCGGUUUUCUCCCAUCCUCACUUGUCUCCCAGGCCUGGGAAUAGAUGCCAAGUCUUAAUGAUUGGACUCCCUGCUCUGCAAGCUCACUUCCUCCUCAAAGCUGGAGACAGAUCCCAGGAAUUUCAAUUCCACUUCCCCACCCCCAGCUGUAAACACUAAACUCCACUUUCCUCCCCCCAGCUAGAAAUAGGACCCAGGAAUCCUGACAUGCAGGCCCAGUCUGCUCUAAGAACAAUGCAACUCCUAGAAUUUUCCCAUAAAAGGCAAAUGUUAGCUCCAACUUGAUGCAUAAAAUGCAAUCCCUCCAGGAUGGAUUGUGCCAAGCGCUUCCCUUAAAGGCUGCUUGUUUAGCACCAGUCCCCACAAGCAGGUUGCCGGGGGGCUUCAGGCGGAUCGGAAACUCCACCUGGAUUUUUGAUGCAUUACCAACAACCUUCCUGUCUCCGCAUGUUUCUUGUAGGUGAGAGAAGCAGGGAAACAGUUCUUGAUGGGAUUGGGCUGGGCUCCAGCCCCUUCCAGCUAUUAUUAGAUCCUCCAGUGUUAGCUGCUCAGGAAGCACGGGGCCAGUAGCAGGGAGCUGCGAGUCAGUGAUCUGUUAUGUUCUACAGCCAGGUUUGAACGCGUGCAAUCAGUCUAGAAGCAGGUGCCUCUGUAGCAUGACCUAAAGAAUAGUUCUACAUGUCCUGACCCCUAGGUUCCCUCCCAGAGAGCACAAAGCUGGCAUGAGAUACCCUUCAUCAGCAUUGUUCCCAGUAAGCUAGCAGGGAGCACUAUGCUGUCUCAGGAAACAGAAGCCGAAUGAAAUAUAGCAAAGCACUUCACAUACAUAGUGCUUAAGCUCCCAGGCUCUGCUGCUCAGAAAUCAAAGCCAUGGCCUAGCUCUUAAUACUUCAGCCCCCUCCAUUUUCCCCUUAUGCUGUUGUAAGAAACUAUUAGGUACCUACUGUGCUGCACACCAGAGGUGGCUGUAUCUUAGUGCUGGGCAAGCCACCCAUCUGCAGGGUCGCUGUCUGGCUCUCAGCUGGCCUCUGUACCGCAUGCCAGAAGUGGAUUCAUUUCAAUGCAGUGAAACAUCUCUGUAUAGUGUUUAAUGUAAGGGAGCUCUCAUUCCCUACAGAUAGAUGCCUCUUACUGUUGAUCGUCGAUCCAUCUGCAGCACUGCUGCACAGUUGUUAUUCGGCUGUGCAGAGCAGAGGUGGUUCUAUUUCCAAACAGGAUGAGUAAUUCCUGUGCAGCGUUACUGUACAAGUGUUACUCAGCUGCUAUGUUCCUCCCCAGAAUGGGCUGCAUACAUGCGGCAGAUCUUAGUACUUGGACUGAGAAUUACAGGAAGAUAAGAGAUUAAACCUGACAGCAACAAUACUAUCCUCUAGGGGCACUGUGCCUUAUCUGCCUCUUAUUACAAGCAAAAAAGCUCCAUGAUACUGGUGAGUGUUGAAAGGCAGCAGAUAGCACAGCUCUUAACGGUGGGGGUGGGGAAAAAUAGCAUUGCAGAGGUAUUUAAGAUUGCCAAAGGGCAAAAUAAUAACCUGAGGGAAUGCAUGCUUUGUAGCUUCUGCAGGCCAAGCAUGUGUGCAGUCUCUCCCCUUCACACACGCACACACACACACACCACCCCCUCUGCACAGCUACACCCCCUGCCUCCCCAUCCACUGCAGGGUCUUACCUAUAACUCCUCACCUCCUUCCUCAAGCCAGGGACCCUGAACCCAGGCCUCCCAUUCUCUCCUCAUCACUAAGGGGAAGCAUGUCAACAGCUCAGGUGACGAGAUGCCAGCAUCUCUGGGUGAUGGAACGCCAACAACCACAGGGGCAAGGCCAAGUGCAGCAAAGGACUCUUUUCAAGGUGAUCAACAGAGUCAGGGCAAAGGAAAUCCAGUUCAUUCUUUGUAAUACAGAAAGAAAAAAAAAAACAAGGUGCAGCACUGGGUCUUGGGGAGAUAAUUUCUCUUUUUAUCUUAGAAAUAAAUAUCAGUUGGUCAGGUCUUGCCUUCCCCAUUUUGCUGGAGAUCUCCAUGGAGGAGGUCAACAUGUGGACCAGAAGACCUUGGAAGACGGGUAGAAACUGACUGUCGCUGAAAGACUCUUACCCUCUGUAUUUUUUUUUUUUUUAGAUUUAGAUGCCAAUAAAGGGUACCAAAUCAAAUACAAAUCACUGUCCUGAGUUUCAUUUCCUUGGUAGCCAGGAGGCUGCAAAUGCAACAGUUCUCUAGUCAUCCAUAGAGACUUCCAGGGGAGAGAGGGGAGCUGAAUUUCUAAUAUAUGACAGAGAAGAGAGAGAGAGAUCACUUCCCUUUUUCCCCAGGUUUCUGAGAUAAAGCCCACAGGACUCCUCUGUACAAAGAGGAGCACCAUGUAGGAAAACAAAACAGAAAGGGUUUCCUUAACAGGAUACAUUCACAUAUGUUACAAUCAAUAUCCAGCGGCAGCCAUAAAACGGGAAAUAGCAA
Messenger RNA from Alligator sinensis (Chinese alligator), 5344 nucleotides. RefSeq names its product RING finger protein 39. NCBI's taxonomy places the organism in Eukaryota, Metazoa, Chordata, Crocodylia, Alligatoridae. The record is from RefSeq and is a predicted model, not a curated record. Bases 1155 to 1517 code for a protein of 120 amino acids. The transcript is spliced from 4 exons.